CAUUUUAUCACAAAAUCAUUCUUUUUAAUAAUACAUUUACGAUUCAAAACUUGAUGGCGCAUGCACCGUAGAAAGAUUAAGUGGAGCAAGGGCACAUGAUCACGGUAAAAGUCAUCUUCAGUUCGUUUAGUUGUAAUACAAGGUUUUAAUUGAAGUGGGGCCCAAAUAAUAACCGCAAAAUUAAACGAUUUGACUGUUCUGUCACUCAUGUGUCACGAGUAAAAAAAUUUUUUAACGCGUCACGUUUUUAUCGCGGCGUUGUGUAAAAGUCUUUUAAAUGACCUAGCCAGAGAGGACGUGGGUCGGUUAUCCUCUAUUUUUAAGGGAGCUUUUUGUAUUGAAAAGUGUGUUUCUCGGGGCCUGGGGACGGUGAAGGAUGAUCAGAACCACCGCUGUACGUAAUUUAUUGGUGAGGGGCACUUCAAGACACGAAGCUAGGACGUGUUUUCUCAAAGCUUUUAGUGUGGAAUGCGUUCGAAAAAAAUCUAGCAACACAAAAGGAUUAUUUUCGAGAACGAAUCAAUCGUUACAAUGGGAACCGAGGUUGGCGAGAUUUUACGCGGAUUAUCCGACGCACAUAAAAGUCUCUUUGCCCGCUUUAUCGCCUACAAUGGAAGAGGGUACGAUAAUAAGUUGGGCGAAAAAGGAAGGUGAUAAAUUAAACGAGGGCGAUUUACUCGCGGAAAUUGAAACUGACAAAGCUACGAUGGCUUUUGAAACGCCUGAGGAAGGUUAUUUAGCUAAAAUACUCAUUGCAGCGGGAACUAAGGGAAUUCCCGUUGGAAGGCUUGUUUGUAUAAUUGUGGAGAAGCAAGAAGAUGUGGGUGCGUUUAAAGAUUUUAAAGAUGAUGGAGCGGCGAUUGCUCCUAAAGCUAAAGCACCUUCAGCACCGUCUGCGGCAGCCCCAGCUGCAGCAGCACCACCUCCUGCAGCAGCACCAGCUACAGCUGCACCUCCACAACCAAUUUCGCCGGCGGAUCCAACUGCAAGAGUUUAUGCUAGUCCGAUGGCGAAACGAUUGGCGGAACAAAGACAAAUUCGUCUUCAAGGAAAAGGUACUGGAUUAUUUGGGUCCAUAACCUCUAAAGACUUGGGUUCAUUACCAGCAGGAGCGGCGGCGGCAGCUCCCAGUGGUAAACCAGGGUAUGCAGUUCCAACAGGACCUAUUCCAGGAGCAGGGGGGGCACCUUCAGCUUUUGUCGAUUUGCCAGUUUCGGGAAUGCGGGCGACUAUCGCGAAAAGACUACUUCAAAGCAAACAAACCAUUCCGCACUUUUACGUCUCAGGUCACAUCAACGUUGAUAAAUUGUUAGCGGCGAGGGCGAUAUUUAACAAAUCACUUGAAAAGGAUAAAAUUAAAAUUAGCGUUAACGACCUUAUUAUUAAAGCUUGCGCUUUUGCUUGUAUGAAAGUGCCAGAGGCAAAUUCGUAUUGGUUAGACACCGUUAUUAGACAACACACAAGUUGUGAUGUAAGCGUAGCCGUAUCCACUGAUAAAGGUCUUAUAACCCCGAUUGUAUUUGAAGCUAACCGUAAAGGUUUAGUUACAAUUAGCCAAGAAGUGAAAGCCUUAGCAGCAAAAGCCAGAGCUGGAAAACUCCAACCAGCCGAGUACCAAGGCGGAACCUUCACCAUCUCCAAUUUAGGAAUGUUUAAUACAACAAAUUUUAGUGCCAUUAUUAAUCCACCCCAAAGCUGCAUUUUAGCAGUUGGAACUAGCACGAAAACAUUAAUUCCUGAUAAUUCUCCUAAAGGAUUUACAACAGCAAAUAUGAUGUGGGUCACUUUAAGCGCAGAUCAUAGGGUUGUUGAUGGAGCCGUGGCAGCUCAAUGGAUGCAGGUAUUCACUGCAGCUUGUACAAACCCCGAAACAAUGUUGUUAUAAACGAUAUAUACUGCCUUAAAAAAAAUUAAAAAGAAAUAAGAAAAAAAAGUUAAAUAAAACGUAAUAUGGAAUUAAGCUUGAUAUUUAUUUGAACUAUUUUAAGUGAAAUUUUAGGGCAACAAAUUUCUUUUUGUUAUUCAUUUUUAGAUUUAUUUUUAAUUACUACAAACAACUGGAACAAAGUUAAAGUGUAUGUUUUAGCUGAUUUUUUAGAUGCAAAGUUAAUUGAUUUAAAUUGUUACGAAAUCGCAUUUUAUCUCCUUUUUUUUUGUUACUGGUCAUGGUAUUUUUCCUUCCAAACUUAUAUAUAAAUGUUGAUUAUGAAUAAAAGACUUUAUAUGGUUUUAAA
Messenger RNA from Onthophagus taurus, 2234 nucleotides. RefSeq names its product dihydrolipoamide S-acetyltransferase muc (gene muc). Lineage: Eukaryota; Metazoa; Arthropoda; Insecta; Coleoptera; Scarabaeidae. The record is from RefSeq and is a predicted model, not a curated record. Gene Ontology annotation, molecular function: dihydrolipoyllysine-residue acetyltransferase activity. Gene Ontology annotation, biological process: pyruvate decarboxylation to acetyl-CoA. Gene Ontology annotation, cellular component: pyruvate dehydrogenase complex.